AUGAAGCAACCCAGAGAGAUGAUUUAUCUGCCGGCGACCGGAGCAAAGGUUUUUCCUGCGCCCAAGAAGGGCCGAGGGGCAGCGCGGGGGAGAGGAGCACCAUGCGGGCUGCUCACGAACCCCGCGGCGCCCGCGGGGAACAGCAGCAAGCCCGACCGCGGCGGCGGCGGCAUCCUCAAGAGCAAGACCUUCUCCGUGGCCUACGUGCUGGUCGGGGCUGGAGUGCUGCUGCUUUUGCUUUCCAUCUGCUUGAAUAUCCGCGACAAGAAGAGGCAAAGCGAGGACAUCACUAGGAUCCAGCACCAGGCAUCUGCAGAGCCUUCGCAGCAGGAGGACAGCCAAGAAGAGGAUGAAGAUGCAUCUUCCCAGUACUACGUCCCCAGCUACGAGGAAGUUAUGAACUCGGGCUACGCCGAGCCCAGGGACUCGGAUAGGAGCAACAGGCUCAGCGUCUCCCUGCCCUCCUACGAGUCCCUCACGGGGAUGGAGGAGAGCGCGGCGGGGCCGGGGCCCGCGG
Tinamus guttatus (white-throated tinamou) is the source of this 517-nucleotide messenger RNA. It is a transcript of the gene TMEM51, whose product is annotated as transmembrane protein 51. The record is from RefSeq and is a predicted model, not a curated record. Lineage: Eukaryota; Metazoa; Chordata; Aves; Tinamiformes; Tinamidae.